Molecule: messenger RNA, 1209 nt
Organism: Pelagomonas calceolata
Lineage: Eukaryota; Pelagophyceae; Pelagomonadales; Pelagomonadaceae
Source: the annotation of a GenBank genome assembly
GUGUGGCCUCUCAAUAAUCUCUGUACGCGCUGCCCUUUCCAACGACGCAUUGGGCUCGAGAUGAUCCUCACGCAGUGCGCCGUCUGCGCUACCGAGCUUGGCACCGGCGGAAAGAGGUGCGGCCGCUGCAGUACACGCUACUGCGGGCCGGCCUGCCAGAAACAACACUGGGAGGCAGGCGGCCAUGACAAGCUCUGCAAGAUGAUAAAAAAGGGCGGCGGCGCCGAAGAAUACCACGCCGAAAAAAAAUACAAGGAGGCCGUCGCGGUCGCGGCCGAGAAGUACGCCGACGACACGAAGGGCCAGACGUGCUUCAUCUGCACGCAGGCGCUCCAUUGGAAAACGAAGGAGGGCCUCGUGCGCGGGUGCUCGUGCCGCGGGACGGCAGGCGUUGUGCACGUGUCGUGUCUGGUGGAGCAGGCGAAGAUUUUGGUCGCCGAGGGUGAGGAGAACAAUUUGGACUACGAGGCGAUGCAGCCGAGGUGGGAUCGGUGGACCCAGUGUAGCUUGUGCGAGCAAAGUUACCACAGCGUUGUGCGGUGUGCCCUCGGGUGGGCCUGCUGGAAGACGUUUGUGGGUCGGCCUGAGAUGGACCCAACUCGGCAAUUGGCUUUAUGCUUACUAGGGAAGGGCUUAUCCGCCGGAGGUCACUACGAGGACGCAUUGGUCGUGCAAGAGGCCGAGUUGGCUACGGGGCGGCGCGUUGGCACAUCAGAGAACGCGAAUCACAUGCUCACUGUUAAAUCCAAUCUUGCAAAAACGUAUCAAUCGCUCGACCGAUCCGAAGAGGCCCUGUCCCUGCGGCAAGAGGUAUACUCUAGAACCUUGAAACUCCAUGGCAAAGAACAUGGUAGAACCCUCCAAGCGGCCAGCAACUACGUGUCAUCCCUUAUUGGACUCAAGCGCUUCCAACAAGCCAAGAAGCUAUUGCGCAAAUCGAUACCCGCGGCGCGGCGCGUUCUCGGAGAGAGUAAUCAGAUCACGCUUCAUUUGAGGUGUAAUUACGCGCAGUCGCUCUGCUGCAACGCCGCCGCCACGCUCCCCGAACUACGCGAGGCCGUGACGACGUUCGAGGACGUUGAACGUAUCGCGCGACGCGUACUUGGUGGCGCGCACCCGUUCACAACGGGGGUUGAGGACUCCCUUCGAAAGUUGAGAGACGCGCUCACCACCCGCGAGACGCCGUCGGGGAGUGCGUAAGUAUGUGGA